This is a messenger RNA of Anguilla anguilla (European eel), 3576 nucleotides long. Its product is annotated as receptor-interacting serine/threonine-protein kinase 4-like. Bases 96 to 2531 code for a protein of 811 amino acids. Gene Ontology annotation, biological process: protein phosphorylation. The record is from RefSeq and is a predicted model, not a curated record. Gene Ontology annotation, molecular function: ATP binding; protein binding; protein kinase activity. The transcript is spliced from 8 exons. NCBI's taxonomy places the organism in Eukaryota, Metazoa, Chordata, Actinopteri, Anguilliformes, Anguillidae.
CAAAAAAAGACCAGGACCGCAAGUGACGGCAGGUGUGUGAACUGUGCGGGGAGAAAGGGGGGCUGUUUUGGAAAGUAGCCUCAUUUGAGAAGCUCAUGGAGGGCCCGGAGAAGUCCGCUGGGACAAUGGGGUUGCUGAAAACCUUCGACGCCGCUGAGUUUGGGAGCUGGGAGAAGAUUGGCUCCGGCGGAUUUGGACAAGUGUACAAAGUACGGCACGAGCAGUGGAAAACAUGGCUGGCAAUCAAGUGUCCUCCCAGCCUUCAUAUAGACGAAAAGGAGCAUGCAGAGCUUUUGGAGGAAGCCAAGAAGAUGGAGGCAGCGAAGUUUCACCGCAUCCUUCCGGUGUAUGGAAUUUGCAGGGACCCACAGGGCCUGGUGAUGGAGUACAUGGAGACGGGCUCCCUGGAGACACUGUUGGCCUCCGAGGCGUUGCCGUGGGAGCUGCGUUUUCGCAUCAUCCACGAGACCGCCGUGGGCAUGAACUUCCUGCAUUGCAUGAACCCCCCACUGCUGCACCUGGACCUCAAACCCGCCAACAUCCUGCUGGAUGCCCACUACCAUGUUAAGAUCUCAGAUUUUGGGCUGGCAAGAUGGAACGGUCUCUCCCGGGAUGAAGAUAUCAGUCGCGACGGGUUCUGUGGCACCAUCGCUUAUCUCCCACCAGAGAGACUAAUCGAGAAGGAUCGAGUCUCGGACACCAAGCACGACGUGUACAGCUUUUCUAUAGUGAUGUGGGGAAUACUGACCCAAAAGAAGCCAUAUCAGGGAGAGAACAACAUCCUGCACAUCAUGCUAAAGGUAGUGAGGGGCGCACGGCCGGACCUGGCCGCCAUUCCGCGCCCCCACCCCCUGGACUGCGACCGUCUCCUGCCGCUGAUGCAGCGGUGUUGGCACAGCUCCCCGGAUACCCGGCCCAGCUUCCUGGAGAUUACCUCUGAGACUGAGGAUCUUUGUGAGAAACCCUCUAAGGAUUCCAAACACCCGACUACUGACCUAGAGCAAAGCUGUGCUGAGCAGCAGGGGGACGACGUGCAGGCAGAGAAGCCAAAUCCAGUGCUGGUUCCAGAAAAAGACCUGAGCUUGAGCGAGCUGCUGACCCAGGUGGAUUCUGGGAUUUCCCAAAGCUUCGACUGCGUCCUAGACAAGAACACUCCAUGCAAGGAAAAUGUGGAGAAGAGGCAGUCCGGAGUUUCCGGGGAAGACCUUUCCUUCUCCUCCCGGGAGUCCCUCAACCUUUCAUUUGAAAAGGAAAUCACUGGGGUGCCGAAUGUGCAGCAGCAGAAGCUGUGUGAAGUGAUCAGGAUGCAGGACAUGGCCAGGCUAAUGAAGAUCCUGCAGCCGCAGGAUGUGGACCUGAUGCUGGAGGAUGGGCGCAGCUUGUUGCACUAUGCCGUUGAGAUGGCUAACGAGGAGGCGGUCAAGUUCCUCCUGCUUAAUAACGCUAACCCAAAUGCCGCCGACACCAGAGGCUCUACAGCACUGCAUCUGGCUGCCGAGAAGAGGCUGAGGAUCAUCGCCGAGGUGCUGCUCUCCCGCAAGACGACCAACCCCAACGCCAAGGACGAGGACCUCUACACGCCGCUCCACUUCGCCGCCCUGAAUGGCGACGACGACAUCGCCCGUCUGCUCCUGGACAGGAACGCCUCCGUCAACGAGCCGGACUUCGAGGGCCGCACGCCCGCCCACGUGGCCUGCCAGCACGGGCAGGAGACCGUGGUGCGGGUGCUGCUGAGCCGUGGGGCGGACACCCGCGCGCUGGGCAAGGACGACUGGACCCCUCUGCACUUCGCGGCCUGGCAGGGCCACCUGGCCAUCGCCAAGCUGCUGGCCAAGCAGGCGGGGGCCAACAUCGACGGGCAGACCUCCGACGGGUGGACAGCCCUGCACCUGGCCUCCCACAGAGGGCAGUACAGGGUGGCGCGCAUCCUGGUCGAGCUGGGAGCGGACGUCCACCUCGCCGACGCCGACGGGCGUAUGGCCUUGCACUCGGCGGCCGAGAUGGGCCACACCAGCACCGCCAGGCUGCUCGUCAAACAUCACGCCCAGGUCCAGGCCCAGACCGCCAGAGGCAGCACCGCGCUCCACCUGGCCGCCCGACGCGGUCACCUGCCCACUGUCAAGAUGCUGGUAGAGCAGGGCGCAGACCCACUCGCGGUCGACCAGGACCUGCACACCCCCUGCCAUCUCGCUGCAGAGGAGGGACAUUCCAACAUUGUUAACGAGCUUCAGCAGAGCUUUCCAGAGAAUUCAGAUGUACCCAGUGAGCAGGGACUGAAGCCUUUGCACCCAGCAAUUUGGGGAGGUUACACGGACAUGGGCAGCAUGUUGCUUUCCCAAGGAGCAGAGACACCACUACACUGCCAAAACUCAGAAUCCCAGAAUGCACUGCAGCCGACAGAGGAGGACAGUAGCAAGCCCACCUUGAUUACGCACCUCCAGCCAGGGAUAGUGGUCCUGAAGCACACAGAGAAUGAGAUGCCUGUAUCCCAGGAUCCUGCUUGGCCUCUUUGUGCAUCGGCCUCCUGUUAAGCCGGUGCUGAAGGGACGAAAGGGAUUUCAUUGAAAUGAGGAGAUGGUGUUUGACAUUUAUGGAACCAGAAAGCUAUUAUAUUCACUAGACAGGCUGAAAAGUACCACUGACGGUGCAUAUUGUACUUGAAAGAGUGCAUGUGCGAUCGCAGAUUAUUCACAUUGCCAUUGACCAUAUCAUGGCAAUGAUGAAAAAGUUGUGCUUGGGGCUGACAGUGAUGAUAUUGAUUACAAUUUUUAAAUAAUCAAAGCAUUUUUUGAGAAAGGGAAUAACUUCAUAUUUGUUUUGGCUAAAUUUGUUGUUGCCCUGCUUCGAUUUCAUCUGAGAAAUGUUCUCACACACCCUUGCAUCCAGUUUGCAUAUUUGGGCACAAAAGUGUUGCUAAAUGGAGCUAUAUUUUGUGAACAGAUUGCAGACACACAAAUACAAAACACACAGAACUGGGAAGGAGCUUCUAGGGAGUUACUGUGUCUGUUGUGGUGAAAUGGUUCACCCCUCUAAAACACACCCCACUUUCUGCCUCAGGCAAAACAAUUAUAUGGCAUACUUUGAACACAUUCCAGGACUUUUGGUAGGAAUGUCUUUGCUCAGCACACUGGAAUGGAAACAGUUGGAUCUAUGUUGGGCAACUGCACUGUGCCAACGCACUUUUGUUGAUGCUAUGCCCUUGUGUGCACAAUUUUUUUAUAUCACCCUAAAACCUAGUGUAGAAUUCACUGAUUGUUCAAUUACUUGUAUAAAAACCGAGUUUGCUUGGAUGGUCAAAAUUAAUCAGUUUCUGGAGUGUCCAAGGGACUGCAGUCAGUUAUGAGCUCAGCAUUGCAGUGAAAUUCUUCAAGUUGUUUUCAAGUCUGGACUGGAAAAAUAUAGCGUGCAACAAAAGCGAAAACACCCAUCUACCCAUUAGAGGGGGUGCGGGAGCCUGUCCCAGCAUGCAGUGGGGGAGAGGCAGGAAUACACCCUGGCAAUCUAUCGCAGGGCACUCACACCAUUCACUCACACACUCAUACCUAUGGGCAAUUUAGAGUCUCCAAUUACAUUACA